Molecule: messenger RNA, 2046 nt
Organism: Aureobasidium vineae
Lineage: Eukaryota; Fungi; Ascomycota; Dothideomycetes; Dothideales; Saccotheciaceae
Source: the annotation of a GenBank genome assembly
GGAACCAAGAGGCAGCAACCACUGUAUCUUCACCUUCUGACCUGUGCAAACAGAAGCAUCAACGUCAACGACCCUGGUCUCAUCACCUUGGUGAACAAGCUCCAGGAUGUCUUCACCACCGUCGGAUCAAGUGGAAAGAGUUCGGUUCUGGAAAAUAUAGUCGGCAGGGACUUCCUGCCGCGAGGAACUGGUAUCGUGACCAGACGGCCGCUCAUCCUACAACUCAUCAACCGCGCACCCCUCCCCAAGCAAGAGAACGGCGCAGCGGCCGAGGCUGUUGACGGGACAUCAGACAAGGAAUCCAACGUGGACGAGUGGGGCGAGUUCCUGCACAUUCCCGGCCAGAAGUUCUAUGACUUCAACAAGAUCCGCGAUGAGAUUGUGCGCGAGACCGAGUCCAAGACUGGCAAGAACGCCGGUAUCUCACCUGCCCCCAUCAACCUGCGCAUCUACUCGCCAAACGUCCUGACUCUGACGCUGGUCGAUUUGCCUGGUCUUACCAAGGUACCUGUCGGCGACCAGCCUCGCGAUAUUGAGCGCCAAAUCCGUGAAAUGGUCCUCAAGCAGAUUAGCAAGCCAAACGCCAUCAUCCUCGCUGUAACCGCUGCCAAUACGGAUUUGGCCAACUCAGACGGUCUUAAGCUGGCCCGUGAAGUCGACCCCGAGGGUCAGCGCACCAUCGGCGUCUUGACCAAGGUUGAUUUGAUGGACGACGGUACUGAUGUCGUUGACAUUCUUGCUGGUAGAAUCAUUCCUCUGCGUCUGGGAUACGUGCCUGUCGUCAACCGUGGUCAGCGUGAUAUCGAGAACAAGAAAGCCAUUUCCUACGCCCUCGAGCACGAGCGCGCAUUCUUCGAGAACCACAAGGCUUACCGCAACAAGAGCAGUUACUGCGGUACNCCCUACCUAGCUCGCAAGCUCAACCUGAUCCUUAUGAUGCACAUCAAGCAAACACUACCCGACAUCAAAGCCAGAAUCUCUGCAUCGUUGCAAAAAUACACGGCCGAACUCGGUACUCUUGGUGACUCGAUCCUUGGUAACAGUGCGAACAUCGUCCUAAAUAUCAUCACCGAGUUCUCCAACGAGUACAGGACAGUCCUCGAGGGAAACAACCAAGAACUCUCCAGCAUCGAACUCUCUGGUGGUGCCAGAAUCUCCUUUGUCUUCCAUGAGCUCUAUGCCAACGGUGUCAAGGCCGUUGAUCCUUUCGACCAGGUCAAGGACAUCGACAUCCGUACUAUUCUCUACAACUCGUCCGGCUCUUCGCCUGCUCUGUUCGUCGGUACUACCGCGUUCGAGCUCAUCGUCAAGCAACAGAUUAAGAGAUUGGAAGACCCUAGUCUGAAGUGUGUCUCGUUGGUCCACGACGAACUGGUCCGCAUCUUGGGCCAACUCUUGAACAAGCCACUUUUCAGAAGAUAUCCCUCACUGAAGGAGAAGCUCUACCAAACUGUAAUCACCUUCUUCAAGAAGUCCAUGGAACCAUCCAACAAGCUUGUCAAGGAUCUUGUUGCUAUGGAGGCUUGCUACGUCAACACCGGCCAUCCCGACUUCCUCAACGGCCACAGAGCUAUGGCUAUUGUCAACGAACGUCGUCAUGCCGCUAGACCUACCCAAGUGGACCCCAAGACCGGCAAGCCUCUACCACCAUCCGCUAUUCCUCCGCGUGCUGCAAGUCCCUCGCUAUCUCUCGAUGGCAACGACGCCUCGGGUGGCUUCUUNCGGCAGUUUCUUUGCCAGCAAGAACAAGAAGAAGAUGGCUGCCAUGGAGGCACCCCGCCAACACUCAAGGCUAGCGGCACACUCAGUGAGAAGGAGAGUGAAGAGGUCGAGGUCAUCAAACUCCUCAUCACUAGCUACUUCAACAUUGUGCGCCGNUUCUCAAAAGAAGAGAUGCAGCGCGAGCUUCUGGAGCAAAUGUACCGCACACAAGAGUUUGACGAUCUGCUCAAGGAGAGCGACUACACGGUGCGCAGACGCAAGGAGUGCCAACAGAUGGUCGAGAGCUUGGGCAAGGCAAACGAGAUUGUCAGCCAAGUGCAGUAG